Messenger RNA from Caenorhabditis auriculariae, 11450 nucleotides. NCBI's taxonomy places the organism in Eukaryota, Metazoa, Nematoda, Chromadorea, Rhabditida, Rhabditidae. The record is from the annotation of a GenBank genome assembly.
AUGUUUAGCAAUUGGGCCAGGCGGUGUGGAACCAUUAACAGUUUUUCGAACUUCAUCCGGUCGACGGCCGGCGGCGAGGCGCCGGCCCCCGCUGCCGGCUCGGCAAACGAGAUCGGUGACCUCCGAGUGAGAUUCUCCUACUCAUUUCAAUCUUGAAAUACCAUGUUUCGGUAGUUUUCAAAAGGCAGUAAUUUUUUUAGAGAAAUUACUUGCAAAAAUAAACCUUUAAAGAAAUUUUAUAAAGAUUUUUUUCUAAAAAAAUCUUUGACGAGUUUUAUAUAUUGCCUUCAAAGAGUAUAGUAGAAACAUGGAACAAGGGAGGAAAAAUAAAUAUGAAAAGAGAAAUUUAAAAGAAAUAAAAAACUAGAAAUGGAAGAAUAAAAUGACGCAACAAAACCAAAAAUUAUUUGUUUUUCAGAAGCAGCUGAAGGAUAAAACGACCGAAGUCGAGCAGCUCAAGAAAGAAAAGUGAGUUCUUGAUUCGUGUUUGACCCGAUAUAGGAUCCUUAGAAAAAAAAGAAACUGAAUGAGAAAAUGUCGACUUUCUCCCUGAGAGAAGAGUUUUACAGCUCAAGGUGGGCAUAAUAUCGUGACUCGAAUUUAUUAAUGUCUUAUUUGGAGUCGCGAAACACUCCGGAGUGGUAAGAGUGCCGGAAACCGGAUGCGAAUGCAUUACGCACGGGAUUCUGAUAAAUUUAUGGCAUUUCGGAAGAUUCGAGAUGUGUGAGAUAUUUGUGGAGGACAGAAAGUUGAAGAUUUUAAUGGAUAUGACGGCAGAUUUAUUCUCGAAUUUCAUAGUUUUUGAUUUGAUAUAAUUCUUCUUUUUAUUAAAAAAAAAAAAUCAAAACGGAAUUUGAAUUGUCUUUGUAGUCAUUUGGAUUCGUGAAAUUGAUUUUUUUUUUUCGACAAGUUUAAGAGGCUCUUCAUAAUGAUUAUUCGAUGAAAGUUUGGCUUUUUUACGUCAUUUUGAAGGGGUCUCUCUAAAAAUCUGGUAUUCUACCGUAAAGACUUCUUUAAAGCGAAUAGAGUUUGUUUAAGGAAGAAUUGAAAAUAUGGUGAAAAUCAGAAAAAGGAAAUGAAAACAAUGUAAUUUACCAAUCUAUUGAGAGAAUUUUCGAAAGUUCGUUUUGAUUUCAAAAAUUUGCAAAAAAUUUGACCAAGAGGAAAUUUUGCACAAUUUCUGAGAGAAAUCAGGAAAAUAAUUGAAAAUCUGACGUCGAAUAAAGUGUGAGGGAGUUUUCAUCUGAUUUCAACUCUGCCUAAAACAACAAUAAAGGAUGAUAAUGGACUACGAAGCUGUUCUCAGGGUCCAAUGGCAGUCAAAACAGCCGGCCGACGUUCAGUCGCUCAACGCCGAGAAACAGGAACUCCGGAAGCAGCUCGAGCGGGAGCAAAACGAGAAGCACGAACUCUUCAUGCAGGUCUCUUUUUUUCUUCACUUUUACAGGGAUUGUUCCAUAAAGCCUCCAGUACCAGCCACUUGAAAAAAAUUCCGUUUACCAUAGUUUUUGACGAAAAAAUGGACUUGAUGUCGCUCUUUCUAUUCUCUGUGCUAACUCAAUACCAUAUUUUAGCCUAAAAGGUUAUUUUGAAGAUCAACACGAUGAUCGCGCAGCUGGCAGAAGCUGGAGAUUCCCAAGAAACGGAAAGGUUGCGCAGCGAUCUGAACGCAGCACGCAGGGAGCUCGACAGUCUUAAGGUUUUUGAUUAUUUUCUUCACUUUUCAUUUAUUCUCGCCGGUUUUAGACGAUUUUUUAACUUUUCUUAUCUCAUUUAAAUACGGUAUCGCUGUUCGUUUUGUUCUAGUAUUUAUAGGCACUAUCGGUUAUAAAUUUAUAUCGUAUAAAGUGUAUUGGGGGUUCAAUUUUUAGGGCCUUUUUUUAUUUGAAAGGUUGUUAGGUGUUCUGAAUUUUCGAUUUUGCACGUUUGUCAUUUUAGAUAUUUAAAAAAAUGUUCCUGCAGAGGAAUUUCAAUAUCGUCCUGAUUAUCGUAACAAUUUUAAAAAUCUAAGAAAAAAACAACCGCCUAAUUUUAUUUACCUUUUUUUCAGAACUCUUCAUCAUCCGAUCGUUCAAGGCUUGCCAAUGAACUUCAAGAUGCGAAAAGAGAGAUUGAGGUAAAUCCAAGAUUUAUAUAUUUCUUCUUAUGAAGAAGCUUUUCUGAAAUGAUUCCGCAAAUUUUUCGUUUCACAGCGCUUUUUGAGGAACAAAAUCUAUUUUGAACCCGGUUCCGCUUGCAGAUAGUCAGAAGGACGGGCGAGCAGGACGUCGCCAAACUCGAGGCCGAACUCGACGAGAAACAACGACAACUCGACAUCAAAAACGCCUCCUUGCAGUCCUUGAUGCUCGCUAAACAAGUCUGUUCCGACUAAUAUGAUGGAAAGUAUCUUUUCCAUUCAGGACACUGGAAAAUUAGACAAGCUCGUGGAGGAGAAUGACAGGAUAACGCGGGAACUCGACGAAAUGCGCUUGAAAUGGACCCGUGCCACUGGCGAACUCGUCGAACAUCAGUCCGAAAUCGGACGUCUUCGAAAGUUUGUCUUUUUGCGGGAAUUUUUUCAAGUUAUCAUAGACAAUCGUAUCAUACUUAAAAAACGAGAAACUGGAGAGAGUGAAGCGUUGCGUACGCGAAGCGGCUUUAUGGUGGGAAACUCGUGGUCAAACGGGAGCCGUCUUCUUCAUGUUUUUAUGCUUUUUUGACAGUUUGCCAAUUUAUUUCAACUUUUUAUAGUUUCCAAAUAAUUUAUUCGAACAAAUAAAAGUAUAAAAAGGAUGAAAAUAUUUUUUUUCCCCCACAUUUUCACGUGAUUUCGUUUGGCCCGAGUUUCUUGCCAAAAGCCGCGUCGCACACGCAACGCUUCAUCCUUGCCAAUCAACCCAUCUCGCCUUUCAAGACGGCAAAAUUUGACUAUUUAUACUCAAAAAAUGAUUCAAAAUGAUCGUUUCCAGCUCCCAAAGCAUUCACGACGUCUCAAAAACGCAACUGGAAGAUCUUCAGAGCAAACUUCAGAACGUGGAAAGACGUCUGCAGGAUGAACAAGGCCAGAAAGAUCGACUCAAGGUUUUUUUUCGGUCUAAAUUAGUUUCAAAAAAAAAUUUUCCAGGCUCAAGUAGAAGAACUGAAGUCGACGUUGUCAUCAUCAGAAGAGAGUCUGUCCCGUCUAAAGGACAAAAUCGCCAAGUUCGAACAGGACGCCAUUCGGCUUCAACAGGAAAAUGACCGUCUUGAACAGGUUUUUUUUGAAGUAAAAAAAAAUUAAUUUGUUCAUUAGCUAAUUAUUUUUCAAAAACUUGAUAGUCUAGAAUAUAUAUUUUGGAGAAUUACUGACGAUUUCGAGCGACAGGGUCAACACUACUUUCCGGAUUCUGACUGUUUUUAAAACCUAUAUUCAAUUUUUCAAUGUUUCGAUUAUCAUACUCGAAUAUUGGUUGAAAUAAAUAUAUUCAAAUGUGAAAAUCUAUUUUCAUAAUUUAAGGAACAAAGAUCGGACGGCGACAAAUUGAUGCGCGAAAGAGUCGAGUUGGAGUCUUCGGCCAGACAUUUGGAGCAGAAAAUCGACAUUUUGGACGCUACUCUUCGUGAAAAAGACGAGAAGAUUGAUGUUCGUUUAUUUGUGACCGUUCAAAUAAUCUGAAGAUAAACUGAAAAAAAUGAUAUAAAAGGAGAGAAAUAUACUGUUCAAAAAGUUCAAAUAGGUAUGAGGAGUUUUAAAUUUUCAUAAUAAUUUCCAGAGAACUAAAGUGAAGCUUCUCUCAGCGGAAUCGCGAGCUCAACAGGCGGAGGCCGAUCUUCAGGUCCAACAAAAACUGUAAUCCACAAAAAAUAAAUAGCUUUUAGGUGAUGGAAUCUCGAGCCAGAGCUUCUGAAAGAAGGGAACAGCAACUGUCGGAUCAGCUAUCUGCUCAGGGAGAUUCUAACGCUCAGGUUAUUGGAAAAUAAUCAUCCAGAAUGAAUCUGCGGUUUCAGGUUGAGAUGCUCCGAUCGGAACUCGCGAGAUCCGAAGAACGACAUCAGCAACUGCAGUCCAAGUUACAGAGGACGGAGGCUUCCUUGAAGGUAGUUCACAAUGGAAAAUCCACCAGAAACAAGUGGAUAUAGGAGUACGAAGUGGAAAGCAGAAGACGUGCGGAUUCGAUGGAGUCGUCGGCGGAAGAAAGUCGACGUCUUCACGAGAUGCUCGAAGAGCUCCGACGGGAGAAGACCGACGCCGUCGCUGCCGUCCAGAUGAACAUGUCUGUCUAAAUUUAUUUUUCGAAAACUUUCUUCUGUUUAAUGCUAGAUUGUUUUUUAUUUCGGGCUAAUGAGAAGUGCAGGAAGAAGCCAUAACAGAGAUUUUAAAAGUUCAUUCAUGAAUUUCUGAUUUUUCCCAGACAACAUCAGAAUCAAAACUUACCUCAAGCUUUUCAACGUAGGUCGUUUUAGAGGCUAAUAGCGCAGAUAAGGUCUUUUUAGUCCUACAUAUUAAUCUUGGCAACUGAUCCUUUUCAAAAAAAUAUGAGGUUAUUUCAGCCACUCCUUGGAGGCCGAGCUGAAACUGUCCCAGCGCAGGAUUUCUGAGCAAGAGGAAGCCUACAGAAAACUGGAGUCUGAGCUGGCAAAUGUGACCGUUGAGAAGAGAAAGUUGGAGUCUAAGGUCGGGUCAGAAAAGUCUGAAAGCUCUGAGAAAUUCAUUUCAGGCUUCUGUUGCCGAUGAAAUCAACACGUUGAUGUUCUCAUUGAACUCUGUCCGCUCAGAAAAUAGGUAGAUUUUUUUUUUCAUAUUUUUGUUGUAGAUUUAGGAGAGAGUUUGAAGCUGAUUUUCAGAUGAAAAAAAUUUUCUGAAAAGUAGACAGAAAAUUUGUUUCCAGCCAGUACCAAGAGGAGAUCAGCAACCUGGAGAAGGAGCUCCGAGAGACGCGAGACGAGCUGUACCACCAGCAGGACGAAUGCAGCCGCUGGAAGACCCGGGCUGAACAAGCCGAGACCGAACAAAGCCAUCAGACGGAGAGGAUCUCCCUGCUGACGUCAUCUCAGGAGAGCAGUCAGGAACGUCUUCAGUCCGAGAACCACAAACUAGAGGAACAGCUCCAGAAGUUGCAGCACGAGAAGGAAGAGUUGAGAAGAGAGCUGACGAAUUCCAUAGCUAAAAUCAAGGUAUUCGAGUGGGAAAAAUGUACUUUGAACUCAUCUCUCCAAUUCCUAAUUUAGUAUUCUUUCAACAGUUUGAAAAAAAAACACGAGUAAUCCAUCAUUUUGAGGGCUGUUAAUACUCAGUUCCUCCUGAGUUUCAAUUACUUUCAAUAUCUUGAUGAAAUAUUUCAGGAGUAGGUCGUUUUUCGGACAUUUUUUCAUAGAAAUACGGAUAAAGUCUCUCAAAUACUCCAAUUGUCCGUUGCACAUUUCAUUUCUUCUUUUCAGGCUGAACAUGCCGAGUCUUCGAUCACCGUAGAGAGACGAGCUAAAGAUGCCGAAGAACGAUGUCAGGUCUUACAAAGGGAAAACGAGGCCACAAAGUUGAGGCUCCAGCAAUUAGAAGGUAAAAAAGCAUGCUGGAAGUCAACAUGAAGAUGUUUCUCAGAAGAUCAACUCCGGUCCAUCGGCUCGCAAGACGACUUGAAAGAGCGGCUGUUGGGUGAAACUCGCGUCCAAAAAGAUCGGGUACAUAUUUCAGAGAAACAGAAUCAAAGCAUAUAUAUGUGGAAUACUUUCUGCAUGAAUCCGCAUGACUUGUAUUGUCCGAAAAAAGAAAUUGAAAAUAAAAGCGAGGGAAAAACUGUGGUUUUCUUUAAAUGGGUUCUUGGACUUUUCAACUGCAGGCCGAAGCGCUCGCCGUGCAACUUGAAUCUCAAACUUCCAACCUAUCCAAAGUGACUGGUGAACUGGAACGCGAAAGACUCAACUCUCAAGAUCUGGAUCGGCACCUCAAACAGCUCCAGAAGGUAGAGAAAGAUCCUCCACCACCUCACUCCCUGCAAAUUGCGGCCUUCUGGCACCCUAUCUUCGGAUCUUUUCUUCGCUUAAUCCCAGCUUACUUCUCUCUUUCUAUCCAUCUCAUACUACUUACACGAUGAAUGAUCGGUUGAAGAAGCCCGCAAGUUGCAGGAGUACGACGAGAUCCGCGAGGCUCUCAACGCGUCCGAGCAGCAGGCCGAGCGUAUGCGUGAGGCUGAGCACUUCUCCCAGAUGAUUCGGCAGCAGCUCGAGGAGCUCGAGGCGGAGCACCGCAAGGAGCUGCAGAAAGUCCACGCCCAGCACCAGGUUGAGGUCGAGGCUCUUCGAAGUGAACGACUACGCGAGGUGGAGAAACACCAAAGAGCCGCGUCGGAGCUUCAGCAGCACAAGGACAUCUUGGACCAGAAAAGUGCAGAGCUCGGCGAGUUGAUCAGCGGAAAAGAACGUGAAUCAAUUGAGGCCAAACGAGAAAUAGAGCAACUUCAUUUGCGAAUUAAUCAAUCGCAGUCGGAGCAGAAACAUGUCGGCUCUGCUCUCCAGGAGCAAGAACAUCUUGCUUUCAAGCAUCAAGAAGAGAAGGAGCGUCUGCAACGAGAAGUAGAAGACUUGAGGGAGCAGGUUCGAAAGACAGAAUCAGAACGGAAGUCGCUUGAAGACGUAUUUGAAGAACAUCAGGAGGCUUUGAUCAAGAACCGCGCCGAAACAGACGAGUUGGCAGAAAUCGUCCGAGAAAAAGAGAUGGCUCUAUCCAAGUUAGAAGAAGAGAGAAUUAAGGCGGUCAGAGAAGCAGAAGAGUUGAAGUCCCAGCUGAGCAAGUCGUUGGUCAACGCCAAUGAAGAACAUCAGAAGAUCUUGAGCGAGAAGUCAGUAGCUUUGAAAGAGAUGACCACGCGAAUCCGUCACCUGGAAAAGGCUUUGGAAGAUAGUGAGAGGUCGAAACUUUCGGCUGUUUCGGAAGCUGAAGGGGCAAGAGAGCAAAUCGAUAAAAUGAGGUUCAACCAAUCUGCAGUGGAUGACGUCAUUCAAGGCCAAGAGAGGCAGAACAUGAAGCAUCAAGAAGAGGCGGCUCAAUUGAGAAGAGAACUCGCUGACCUUCGUGAAAAACUGCAGAAAGUGGAGACAGAAAAAAAUUCGAUUGAGCAUAUCUUCGAAGAACAUCAGCAAGAGUUGGUGAAGAAUCGACUGGAGACAGAUUCCUUAAUUGAAAAGAUGCACAAGAGUGAACAAGCCUUGGAAAGGAGUGAGAAAGAGAAGAGCGAGGUUCAAAAGGAAGUCGAGGAGCUCAAGCAGCUGUUGGCGACUCUUCGAUCAGAAAAAGGCGUUAUCGACGAUGUUUUGCAAGAGCAAGACCGACUCACUGCCCGGCAUAACGAGGAAAAGCAAGUCAUUUCUCGGCAACUGGACGAACUCCGAAAAGAGCUCGAAAACUCCAGGUCUGAGUACAAAUCGCUGGAGAACGUGAUGGAAGAACACCAGAAGAGCAUGAUGAACAGUCGACUCGAAAUAGAUGAAUAUUUGGAGACGAUUAAACUGAAAGAAGAGACAAUGGAAACGCUGGAAGCUGAAAAGAACAAGUCAGAAAAAGAAGUCGAAGUUUUGAAAGGACAUCUUGACACUAUCCGUUCUAAUCAAGCGACCAUCGACGAUGCACUUUUGGAGCAGAACAGACUUGUCGAAGAACAUCUGAAGGAGAAGGAGAAGUGGCAGCGGGAGUUGAAGGAGCUCGCCGAGCAGAAGAAAGCUUUGGAGCUGAACGGGGAAGAUGCAGAAGUCGAGAAAGAACAGGCAAAGAAAAAGGUUGGAAAGUUAGAUAUAGCUGACACGCAUGUGUAUAAAUUAACGACGUCUGUGUCUGAAUAGCAUGAUUGACGUGAAAAAGCCAAUACAAAACGAAACUUUCAGCUAGGAGAUCUAGAAUCAAAGUUGACGUCGGCGAACAAGAGCAACGAGUCGCUGCUCAAUCAAGUGCAGGAGAUGACGCGUUUUCUGGAGUCGGAGGCACGGCGAGUGGAAGAAAUCGCCAAGGAGAAGAAGAGGUGGCAGGAGGAGAGCGAACGGCUCGAGGCUGCUCUCGAGAACGCGAAAACCGGCGGCGGUCGGGACUCGGAACGGGUAGGUUUCGAUUAAAAAGUGAAGGCAAUCAUGCCAAGAAUGAGAAAUUUGAAGAAAAAACCCUGAUUUCGAGUAGUUAAAACCAGAAGUUAAAACAAAAAACGAAAUUUUUCGGAUCAUAUCAUAUUUUUUAACAGUAUUAGGAGUACUAGACCAAGAUUUCGCCCUCUUUCAGGCCAAGGAACUGGUGGCUGAAAACGCGAGGCUCGCCGGAGAACUGCUCAAGUCUCAUUCGCAAGCAGAACGAUCGGUUGCAGCUGAACGAGAGCAAGUUGCCCGGCAGUUCGAGGAGAAACUCAAAAAGUGCGUUUUGAAGUCGAUAAUCAAAAAAUUUCUUUUUCACGUCUGAGUAGCAUCCAAAGUCGAAUUCACAUCACUAGUACUCACAAAAAAACAAUAACAAUAACCAAAACUUCAGCGCGAAUGCGGAAAGAACACGCUUGGCGAGCGAUUUGCAAGCCGCACAGGCCAAGCAAAAAGUCCUCGAAAUGCGGAUAGAAGACCAAAAAGCGUCAUUGGAGUCCGCUGAGAAACGGUAUUCAUUUUAUCUUCCUCAGCUCUAAUUUUCAGUUUUCCCCUUUGCUCUGUUGAUUUGAUUGGUUGCUGUUCCUUUUUUGCAUGUUUCCUGAAUUUCCAGAAGACGUGACGAAUCCCGGGAAAUUGAGUCGCUGCGCGAUGAGAGGACGAGACUGAAGAUUGAAGUCGAGAAGUUCGUGGUUUUGUGUUUUUUUGCAGUGUAUUUGGUUUCUUUUAGUUACAAAGCUGAUUUAUAGCUUUUCCUUUAACUGUUUGGAUUGAACAUAAUUGUGAACAUAAUCGUGUGAUUUUUCAGCGAACUAGCAAAUCUUGUAGGAGAGACUAACAAAAAUUGACUUCCAAAUUAUCAAUUGUGUUCAGAACUUGUCGCAGAAGAUAUGCAGAUCACUAAUUGGUUGAAUUAAAGAUUUGCGUGACCCUUGAAAACAAAAAUAGACUUUUGAGAUGAGCUAACGACUUUAUAACACUCUGAGCAAGAAAAAACAAACAAAUUUUCAAGGUGUUUGUUAAAACAACUCCCUUAAUUCACAAGCAUUUCGGGACUCUUCCUGUUCUGAAUUUUCAAACUGUUCCUUAAUUGCUUUAAUCUCAGCAAUCAUAUUCAGAACUUAUUUUUCAUUUGUAACUGCGAAAAUAAUCCUUAUAAACACUUCGAAACCUAUACCAUCUUUCAAUAAGUAAAGUCUCACAAAAAAGUUCAGACUUCACGCGAAUGGGCCGAUCGCGCCGCCACGGUCAACAAGGACCAUCUCCAACAUGAGUUCCAUCACCAACUUCACUCAGAACGACUUCAGCGACGUCGAAGACGUUACGCGGUUGCGCGACGAAAUCAACAAGUUUGUUUCCUUUUUCUUAUUGGUUAAAUGCAUUGAUAAAAUUAAUAAGGAUUAUCAGAGCUUUCAACUUUGGAUCGUGCUGCCGAAUAAGAAACUUUUAGAAGAAAAAGAUCGUAAUCUUAACGAAAAUCCGGAAAAAAAAACCGUUCAUAAGAAAGCCAUUCGAAAUAAAACAGAAAUUCAAGAUAUUAAGUCAGGGAAUUUGAGUUUUGUUGUAUAAAUCGAGGAAAAGUUCAAUUCUGCUUCAAAAUUUGAAGCUCUAACGUCAUGAAAAGCAUUUAAAUUCAAAUCAUUCUUUCUUUUCGGAAAAAAAAUGGAUUUUUCAAAGUAGGCACCCAAAAGUGCUGAUUUUUUUUCAAAAAAAAAACUGUUCUCAUUUUGUCAACCCAUUAAAAAACCAGUCACUCCAACCAAGAAUCCAUGGUCCUUCACACUAUUUGCCGGAAAACGCGUCACAAUUUCCUUCCUCCCAUUUUUGGCACCCACCUGUGCUACAAAAGUUGUCCUUCCCGUGGAGUUUGUUUGUCGACAACCCAAGUUUUGGGCUCUCGAGACGAGUGUCCUUAAUUAAUGGGACGGCUCCCGAUGACUCGACGACCGUGGAGCACCCUCGUGUUUCUCAGGUCAAAACUCGACGAAAGGCUCCCAAAGUGAUCACUUAGUGCUGUUGUACUGCGCGAAUUUUUGAGAAAUGAACCAGAACUUGGACGGAGUAUGAAAAACAGACAUAAGGUGAAUAAUAGGUUUUUCCAUGGUUUUUCUUCUGCCAUCAAUUUUUUGUUCUGACCUUCGAGGAAUUUUUGGGUUUAUUAGUUUUUAUUGAAGCCAAUCGAAAAAUACUUCGACAAGGAAUUUUUUCAUUUCAAGUAUGUUUUUAGGCUUGAAGUCAAAAGUCAUUCUAGAAUUCGAUGGAUUUUGUUUAUUAUUCCUGACUUUUUUUAACGUCUCCAUGAAAUAUAUUUAUUUUAUUUUUUUAAUUUCACUAGGAGUUUUAUCUAUUAAUGUGUCCUCCCCUAGUUCAAACGCAAAAACACUUUGAUUGUGAAUGAAAUGAUAGAAUCUGUCUUGGAUAAAAAUAUUUUCUCAUCUAUUGGCUAAUUCGAAAGUCUUUUUCAUUAGUAUCCCUUUAAGCGCUGAAACUUUCAGCUUAAUGAAUACCGAAAAGAAGUCGACAACUUUUAUCAAAGGCAUGCUUUUCUUCAGUAGGUUAUGAUGAAGUUUUUUUUCACAAAAUCAGCGAGUUUUCAAAGAAAAACUUUGCCACACGGGAAGUUUAGUUCCAACCUUGAAGCUGCAUGUUGGAGAGACAAGUUGAAGUUUAUUUUAUUCAUACCACACCUGAUUUUUUUAAGUAUUUGUGUCUGCACCUUUAUUUGGGCUGUUAACCGAACCCUUGAAACAUAAAACCAUCCGUACAAACAAGCCGUUUUGAUGGCGGCCGAUGUGUCAUGGCCGCUUCAUUCGUCUUGUCCCUUUCCUCUUGACCCAUCAAAUUUUCCUUUUGUUGUUUUCCGAUCAUUAUCAGGUUACCAGUUUUGAAGAUUGUGUGGCUUUUUAAAAAAAAACGGUAACGGCCUUACGGAAUUUUUCGCAUCACAAAAUAAAGGGACAUUUAAAUGUUUGAGAGUGACUUACAAUUUUGAAAUGAAAGCUGCCUUCAAUCGAAAAUCUUUUCACUGUGAAAUCAAAACGAAGAGUUUAUCAUUUUGUUAUAAGACUUAUAGUGCCCUCAAGUCGAUCAGAAAGUUUCGAAGAACGUUAGAAUAGCGGCCCGACACCCACUUGCCAUUAGCGCAUUACAUUAGGCGGUGGUCGGAUAAUCCUUCGUUUGAAAGAGCCGACGGUUACGUCACGCGCUUCUGAAUCCACAGGCUCUUGAGAAAAGUUGGACGAAGAAGGCCCGACACAGAGUUGCUCAAUCCCAUUCGCAAACUUUCUCCAUAUUCCGCUUCUUAAUUUUGCUCUGAUUCCAGACAAAAGCGGCUGAUCAUCGUCCUCCGACGGAAGCUCCAAGGCCUUCAGCAGCAACAAUAA